Molecule: messenger RNA, 1260 nt
Organism: Hymenoscyphus albidus
Lineage: Eukaryota; Fungi; Ascomycota; Leotiomycetes; Helotiales; Helotiaceae
Source: the annotation of a GenBank genome assembly
AUGGAUCCUUCAGCGAUCACACCUCCUGUUCUCUCACCAACCUCUCUUACUUUCCCAACUACAAACCACACAAAUGGUGCUGUAGAUGGAACCCCCAAUUUCCACGGUUACGACCAUAUCACUUGGUACGUAGGAAACGCCAAACAAGCAGCUUCCUACUACACCACCCGUCUCGGUUUCUACACAAUAGCCUACAAAGGCCUUGAGACCGGUUCGAGAUAUAUCGCUUCUCACGUCGUAGCAAAUGGAGACAUCAGAUUCGUUCUCAUGUCUCCUGUCCGCUCAUACACCUGUCUUGAGGAAGAUGAACCCAUCUCAGAUGAAGACCGCGCCUUACUAAAGGAUAUGUACGAGCACAUGGAGAAACACGGAGACGCAGUGAGAGAUGUAGCCUUCGAGGUUGACAACGUAGAAGGUGUAUAUCGACAAGCCGUCGACGCAGGAGCCGUCUCCGUCCAAGUCCCUCGCACCAUCUCCGAUGAAAAUGGAUCCAUCACCACAGCGAUCAUCCGCACCUACGGCGACACAACCCACACCCUGAUCUCGCGAGAUUCCUACACCGGUCCCUUCCUCCCCAACUACAUCUCCAUCCCCGCCUCCAAGUCCGACCCCUUACAAGCACUCCUCCCAUCCAUCCUCCUCGAAGCCAUCGACCACUGCGUCGGAAACCAAGACUGGGGCGCCAUGGAGUCGGCCUGCGCCUACUACGAGAAAUGCCUCUCCUUCCACCGCUUCUGGUCCGUCGACGACUCCCAGAUCUCAACCGAGUUCUCGGCCCUCAACUCCAUCGUCAUGGCCUCCCCCAACAACCUCGUCAAAAUGCCCAUCAACGAACCCGCCCCGGGAAAAAAGAAAUCCCAAAUCGAAGAAUACGUCUCCUUUUACUCGGGCGCCGGCGUGCAGCACAUCGCCCUCCGCACACCCGACAUCGUCACCGCCGUCACGAACCUGCGUGCGCGCGGCGUGGAGUUCAUUUCUGUGCCGUCGACGUACUAUGCUACCAUGCGGAUGCGGUUGAAGACUGAUAAGCGCGCUUGGAAACUCGCCGAGGACUUUGAUGUCCUGGAGAAACUGAAUAUCUUGAUGGAUUUUGAUGAGGGGGGGUAUUUGUUGCAGUUGUUUACGAAGCCCCUGAUGGAUCGGCCGACGGUGUUUGUGGAGAUUAUUCAGAGGAAUGGGUUUGAUGGGUUUGGGGCGGGGAAUUUUAAGAGUCUUUUUGAGGCGAUUGAGAGGGAGCAGGCGGAGAGGGGGAAUCUGUGA